Molecule: messenger RNA, 2073 nt
Organism: Anastrepha obliqua
Lineage: Eukaryota; Metazoa; Arthropoda; Insecta; Diptera; Tephritidae
Exons: 1
Coding region: 1-2073 (690 amino acids)
Biological process (GO): proteolysis
Molecular function (GO): aspartic-type endopeptidase activity; zinc ion binding; nucleic acid binding
Source: RefSeq, a predicted model, not a curated record
AUGGACGGACAAACAAUACGCCCAAUGACCGUAACUGAGUUAAAAGAAAAAUUGAAAGAACUAAAUUUAGACACAUCAGGACGAAAGCAAACUCUUUGCGGCCGGUUGAUGGACCAUUUAGGUGUAGGUUGCAGUGAUGAUGAAUCAACAAAUUCUGAUUACACUGAAGCGACUGCAGGUAAACAACUCAGUAAAAACUAUGAAAAGGUUAAUUUUACUUUACGUGACAUUGAGGAUAGCGUAACGUCUUUCUCCGGAGACGAUCAUUACGAUGUAAGCCAUUGGGUUCGUGAGUUUGAGGAUAUUGCUGACACUGUGGGUUGGAGCGAUCUGCAAAAGUUUGUGUACGCAAAGCAGUUGCUGCGGGGUGCAGCCCAGUUGUUUGUAAGAGGUUUAGUAGGAAUAAGGAGCUGGCUUUCGCUAAAAGAGAAAUUGAUUGAUGAAUUUGGAAAGCAGUUAAGCGCUGCAGAAAUACAUCGAAUAAUGAGACAGAGGCAUAAACGUCCAAAAGAAAGUCUCAACGAAUACCUUUACGCCUUGAUUGAGAUAGGAAACCCAAUUAAGUUAGAUGAGGCUAGCGUCAUUGAGUAUUUUAUAGAUGGAAUACCUGAUUCGCGACUAAAUAAAGCUAUGCUAUAUGAAGCCACCACUUUAAAAGUCUUGAAAGAAAAAAUUAAAAUUUUCGAAAAGAUUCGUGGGAAUUUUUCGUCAUCAAACAAAACAAAUCCAACGAAUAUAACGAAUGAACAUAGACCAAGAGAAGAUAAGAAAGCAUGUUUCAAAUGUGGUUCUAAUACUCAUUUAGCUAGGGAAUGUAAUAGACAGGGAAUAGUUUGUUUCAAUUGUAAGCAAAAGGGGCAUUUCGCAAAGGAUUGUAAAGAUAAACCGACAAAACAAGUAGUAAAAAGUGAACAUGUGAAUAUACUUGGAAAAACUCUAUCGAAAGAAAAUCCGAAAAGUAACAUGAUUUUUACAAAUAUUAAAAUUAAAGAUAAAACAUUUAACGCGCUUGUUGAUACUGGUAGUGAACUUUGCAUCAUUCGAUACGAUAUGGUAAAAAUGAUUGGGGAUGUUGAGUUAAAGAACGAGAUUGUUCAUUUGAGUGGCAUUGGGGCAGGUAGAUUAACCACUCUUGGUUGUUUCGAUGCGGAAAUUAAGCUUGAUGAUAUCAUUAUAAAAGUCACCUUUUAUGUAGUGAGUGAGAAGGAUAUGGUAUACUCGGCAAUACUAGGCAGUAGUAUUUUUGAGAAGGUCGACAUGGUUAUAGGGCAAGCAGGCGCAACAUUUAAAAAGAAAGGAUUGUUGGGGUCAUUGAAAGCGGUGGAAUCUACCCAAAACUGGGGUAAGCCCAAUCCAGAUGUUGACUGGUUUGACGAAUUUUCAGCAUUAUGUUGCAUUAAUAUCGAUGGUGGAGUACCCAACUGUCCGGUAAAUUUGACUCAUCUUCCAAAGUCGGUUGCCUUAACAGUAGAAUAUUGGAUCCGUAAUUUCAAGCCUAAUAAGAUUGCAAAAUCACCAAUUGAGAUGAGAAUUAUCGUCAAAGAUGACAUCCCUGUAUAUCAAACGCCACGUAGAAUGUCAUUCGGUGACAGGAAAUUUAUCAAUGAACAAAUUGACUUAUGGUUAAAAGAUGGAAUACUUGUUCCAAGUACGUCUGAAUACGCGGCACCCGUAGUCCUAGUUUCUAAAAAAGAUGGCACCAAACGUAUUUGUUGCGAUUAUAGGAAAAUAAAUGAAAAAAUAGUACGGGACAACUUUCCUAUGACUCUUAUAGACGAAGUACUUGAGCAAUUGCAAGGUGCAAACAUUUUUACAACCCUAGACCUAGCGAACGGAUUUUUUCACGUGCCCAUAGAACCGAGCUCACGGAAAUAUACAGCUUUUGUUACCCAUGGAGGGCAGUUUGAAUUUUGUUACGCACCGUUCGGUAUUUGCAACUCGCCCGCAGUUUUCGGUCGGUACAUACAAGCAGUUUUUCGAGAUUUACUCAAAGAAGGAACAGUAGUAAUUUACAUGGACGAUAUCGUCAUUCUAGCUAAGGAUGUCGAUGAGGGCAUGGUUAAGCUUAAGUAA